Messenger RNA from Entamoeba dispar SAW760, 510 nucleotides. RefSeq lists its product as uncharacterized. The annotation marks the transcript as partial. The transcript has a single exon. Lineage: Eukaryota; Evosea; Mastigamoebida; Endamoebidae. The record is from RefSeq and is a predicted model, not a curated record.
UUUCUUCUUUCUUUUGUUUCUCUAAAUUCCUUUUCAAUAUUUGUAUUUGUUCUUCUUUCUGAUAGAAUUCUAUCUGGUGUUUACUCUUCAUUCAUUCUAUUUCUUUGUCUUUCUUCUUUAUUUCUUUUUCUUUUGUAUUUCUCAAUUCUUCUAUUUUUCUUUCAAGUUUUUUAUUUCUCUUUCAUAUUCUUCUUCUAUUUCUUUUUUCUCUCAUAUCUUUCUAUUAUCUCUUCUUCUAUAUCCAUUUCUUGUUAUUGUAUUAUUUCUUCUUUUCUUCAAUCACCAUGGGUAUUUCUUCUUGUUAUUCUUCUUUCUUACAUAACUUCUCUUUCACUAUUUUUCUAUGUCUUCAAAUCUCUUCAUCAUUUCUUGUAUUAUUUUCUUAUUUUCUUUUGUCCCUCCUUCAUUGUCUUUUCUUGUAAUAUAUUUGUUUCUAUAUCUUUUAUAUUGUUUUUUCUCAUGAUAAUAUUGAUUAAACAUUUUAUCUGUAUUAUGGUAUUUGUGUUAUAA